Leptonychotes weddellii (Weddell seal) is the source of this 2760-nucleotide messenger RNA. RefSeq names its product ferric chelate reductase 1 like (gene FRRS1L). NCBI's taxonomy places the organism in Eukaryota, Metazoa, Chordata, Mammalia, Carnivora, Phocidae. Gene Ontology annotation, biological process: regulation of postsynaptic membrane neurotransmitter receptor levels; regulation of glutamate receptor signaling pathway. The record is from RefSeq and is a predicted model, not a curated record.
GGGGACGCGGGCGCCGACGAGGCGGUGCCGCGCCACGACUCUUCCUACGGCACGUUCGCCGGGGAGUUCUACGACCUGCGCUACCUGUCGGAGGAGGGUUACCCUUUCCCUACUGCUCCUCCUGUGGAUCCAUUUGCCAAAAUCAAAGUGGAUGACUGUGGAAAAACUAAGGGAUGCUUUAGAUACGGCAAGCCAGGCUGUAAUGCGGAGACGUGUGACUACUUCCUUAGCUACCGGAUGAUCGGGGCCGAUGUGGAAUUUGAGCUGAGCGCUGACACAGAUGGCUGGGUAGCAGUUGGAUUCUCUUCAGACAAGAAAAUGGGUGGUGAUGACGUCAUGGCCUGUGUCCACGAUGACAAUGGGAGGGUCCGCAUACAGCACUUUUAUAAUGUAGGCCAGUGGGCAAAGGAGAUCCAGAGAAAUCCUGCCAGAGAUGAAGAAGGAGUCUUUGAGAACAAUCGGGUCACCUGCAGAUUUAAACGCCCCGUGAACGUUCCCAGAGAUGAGACAAUUGUCGAUCUGCAUUUGAGUUGGUAUUAUCUGUUUGCCUGGGGUCCAGCCAUUCAGGGCUCUAUCACCCGACACGACAUAGACUCACCACCGACUUCAGAGCGUGUUGUCAGUAUUUACAAGUAUGAAGACAUUUUUAUGCCAUCAGCUGCCUAUCAGACCUUCUCCUCUCCGUUUUGUUUGCUUCUCAUUGUUGCCCUGACCUUCUACUUAUUGAUGGGAACCCCUUAAACACAGCUGCAAAGCCAACAUAUUAAAUGGAUUAGAAAGUCUUUAGUAUAAAUAUAUUUUUUAAGAAUAUGCAGUAUAAUUUUAGCUUUUCUUAUUUAAAAAAAGACUCCUAUGAUUUCAGUUUUUGGAAGAGAGAGCAAGCUGCUUUUCUAAUCAAGAGGAUUGUUUAAUAUUGAUCCCAUACUUUUGGAAAGUACUUAAAAAUUUUUCUAAGCACUUUGAAAUGUGUUUUCUUAUUUGAGCUUCAAAACAUCUCUGAGUUGGCUUGUUGAAAAUUGUCAGUACCAUCUUACUGAAUGGGAUUUGAGGUCAAGGAAAGCUGCCUUUUUUGGUGACCCACAUACCAUGUGGCCUUGGCUACUUGGUCAGAUAACACAUAACAAGGUAGAGAAAGAGCUAGGCAUACAGCUUCUAAACAACCUUUAUUCUUCCAACUACAGCUCAGGAGAGUUACUUGGGACAUUACUAAAGAGAACAUUACUGGAUGGCCCUAGUUCACAAUCAACCUUUUAGGCAGAAGAAGUUUCAAAUUUCCAUAAAUGCAUUUGGAUAUUUACACAGCUGAUGGGGAGAAUGGGAAAGAUUAUAAUGAUAAGAAAAUGGUCCAUACUUAGAGGAAAUUUCUUCUCAGUCAGUGAGUAGUUAUGAGAAAAUAUUUUUUAUUGCUGUUUGGAAAGGUUAGGAAUGGAACUGUGAGUGUUCCUGAAGAUGUAAAACUAUAUUAAUGAUAAAAAAAAGAAAAAAGGGCAUUGUUAGCGGUUAGAAUUUGGACUCUUCUCUCACUGUAUUUUAUAAAUUAAACGAUUCAUGUGUUGUUACAGCUAAAUCCGUUGUCAGAGUCGACAUCCACGGAGUAUGAUUAAAUAUGUAUUAUAAUAGACAAGUCCUCUUAAUAAAAAUUUAAGGCAUUUUGAAAAUAAACAUUUUUGGAGAUUGUGGAGAUUUGGAGUAGAAACUUUUUAAAGAUGACAUUUCUUUUUUAAAUCAGAAAAUGGGAGAUGACCCCUAGAGUGAAUUCACCUAGAGUUUCCGUUCAACAUGUUCGGACUUGUAAACUGGACCAGCAAUCAGCAUUACUUAUCAUAAUGCCUUGACUUAAUGCAUCCCCUUUUUUCAAAGGAACCCAAAUGUUCCUUUGUUCCAAAUGUCUGUGCUAACAGCCCAUUCAGAGGAAAAGAGUCUAUGGGUGUCAUUGAGUUGCUGAUGGAUUUCCACUGGAGAGUUUCGCAGUCCUCUGGCUUGGCCCCAUCAUUGCUAUAGAGCUGGAUUUGUGGAUUUUGUGAUUAAACAAGACUGGAGAUUGAUUUCUAAUGCCAUCCUUGAAAUUCACCGUCAGGGUGAAAGUCCACCUGGGGGGUAGGGGGAGAACUUUUAAAUUCUGGAACUGUACAAAAAUAAGGAAAACAUUGCGAUUCUGUGACACACAGUCUACCAAGUGAUGUAGGAGAAAUAAUCCUCAUUGCAGAUGGAGAGAGGUUAAAUGACGUUAGGUGAGCAAAAGAACUGGGUAGGAUUCAAACUCGGGUCAUCUGGUUCAAGUCUGUGGCUCCACCUCGCUGCCAUGGCCUUGGAACUGAGCCCUCCAGUCCCGGCUGAGGGUGGCCUUUGCACACCUUCUGAGCUAUCAUGCUUGUUCAGUAGUGAGGAUACAGCGUAUGCAGGCACCCACUUUGUAAAUAAGAAGGCAAAUAUUUUUAUACUUCACUCUCUGAUGUAUAUGGUAUUUCAGCUAUAAAUAGGUUAAGACUAAAGAAAGACGGGCUAGCCUCUGUAGCAGGCAGGGAAGGAACACAUUAAUGGAUUUUCCCUCUGCUUGCGUUUCAGGUCAAGCUAUUUAUUUCACAAAUUGUUUCCACUUUGAUGACCAGUCUUGCAUAUUCGUGCUUAGAACUUUCUCUGACUUCUUAUUGCCAUUAGGGUAAAAUGCAAUCCAUUUUGAUUACCUCCCAAAUCAUCUUUUUUUUUUUUUUUAAGAUUUUAUUUAUUUGACAGAGAGAUACACAGCGAGAGAGGGAACAC